AUGUCAGCUGAGACUACUACCCCUAAAAUAAAGGCACAUAGAAGCUUUAGGAGUUUAUUUACUAUUGCGCCACCCAAAUCUUCAUCUGAACACUCUUCUGAAGGUCAUAUGAAACGAGUACUGAUUGAAAUUACUUCACCUGCUGAUAACUAUGGUAAUCCAAAAAAGAAAGCUAUUACAAAUGAGCGAUCUUCUAGCCUCGAGGCUGUCGCCGAUAAAAGUGCCGCUUCUUCAAAUUUACAAGUUGAUCUCCAUUCCAAUAGCGACAUGCAACAGGAUAGAGGAAGUUUAAUCGAGACUAGAAGACACCAUCAUCAUCAUCUUCAUCAUCAUCGUAUGCCUGGAGCUGCAAGUGCAAUUCAGCAACCAGCAAUCCUAAGUCCAAUUAACCUGACUUCAGAUCAAAAUCAAAACGAUAAGCAAGUUGGUUCAGGUGUUGAUCCCAACAUUGCUACAUUAAUUCAAGAAUCUGGAUUGUUGUUUCUUUAUUUAGAUUCCCCAAAUCAAAAAAGAAUUGUUUAUAAAUUUUUUCAAGUUGGGGAUGGUUCUCCUGUUAUUCCACAAAGCGUUGCCAAUCUUGGUACCAAUUCUGAUUUUAAUAUUGAAGCUGAUCCUAGUCCUUACACUGGAGCUCCAAAAGAUUCUGUUGUUACAUUUACUCCUAGUGCUGUUGUUACAUCUACUCCUAGUGCUGUUGUUACAUCUACUCCUAAUGCUGCUAUUUCGGGUACUUCUGGUGCUGAUGUUACAUCUACUCCUAGUGCUGUUGUUACAUCUACUCCUAGUGCUGUUGUUACAUCUACUCCUAAUGCUGCUAUUUCGGGUACUUCUGGUGCUGAUGUUACAUCUACUCCUAAUGCUGGUAGUUCGGGUACUUCUGGAGCUGUUGCAGUUAAACCAGUUGCUAAAGCUGGUUCAAAUCAGCUCAAAGAUUGGCUAAAAGGUUUGUUCGGAUAUGCUAACACUGGAGCUAACCCUAGUGCAAAUGCUGGCAGUGGUGAUAGUGGUAAUACUGGAGCUAACCCUGGUGCCAAUGCUGGUGGUAGUGGUGGUGGAGGAGGCGGUGAUAACAAUUCUAAUGCAGUCAGGGACAAAGAUCCCAAUCACAGCACGUGGAGAAACUUAACGUUUGACCACUUGCUUGUGUAUGGGUUUCUUUUUUAUCUUUUUAUUUCAACAGUAAUUGUUGCAUCUGGAAAAACUGGAGAAGGCUAUAAACGUUUCAGUAAUAGCAUUACCAGCAUGGUAUUCCUGUCUAUCAUGAUAGCGGAAUACAUUGCAAUGUAUAAAUGCUGCUAUAAUCUAUGUUGGGUCAGAUUUAUUUAUUCAAAGACAUUAGAUGAAUGUGAACAUUCAAUUCUUUUAUUUUUAUUUAGUGUCGUUAUGGUAGGACUUUCGAACUUGGAUAACUCAUUUCAAUCAAUUUUCGAAAUUUAUUCGAAAAUAUUAAAAGUUAGCUAG
Molecule: messenger RNA, 1461 nt
Organism: Scheffersomyces coipomensis
Lineage: Eukaryota; Fungi; Ascomycota; Pichiomycetes; Serinales; Debaryomycetaceae
Exons: 1
Coding region: 1-1461 (486 amino acids)
Source: RefSeq, a predicted model, not a curated record